Cryptococcus deneoformans JEC21 is the source of this 3951-nucleotide messenger RNA. RefSeq names its product ATP-dependent DNA helicase hus2/rqh1, putative. Gene Ontology annotation, molecular function: ATP binding; nucleic acid binding; four-way junction helicase activity. The coding region runs from base 151 to 3789 and encodes 1212 amino acids. NCBI's taxonomy places the organism in Eukaryota, Fungi, Basidiomycota, Tremellomycetes, Tremellales, Cryptococcaceae. Gene Ontology annotation, biological process: double-strand break repair via homologous recombination; DNA replication. The transcript has 14 exons. The record is from RefSeq and is a predicted model, not a curated record. Gene Ontology annotation, cellular component: RecQ family helicase-topoisomerase III complex; cytoplasm; nucleus.
CGCUUUAUCAUCGACUUUCCAACCUCUCGCAUUAGCUGGAACAAGAAGUCGGGACUCCAGCGAACUCUGGAGCACUCGAACAAUUUAUCCGACCAAGAGAUCGAAGCAAACAGAGACAAGCCGGUGACCGGAACGGUCUUGCUGCAGCCCAUGCUGUCACGCGUAUCUUCCCAUCUGAUGACUCCAACUUCAAAUGUUGGGUCUUCUAGCCCCUUCAAUGUGAAGGGCAAAGGGACCGAGGCAUCAGCUGCUCAACCUCCUGGGACCAACCCUAGGGAUAACGGCAAAACGACUGAGAAACUUCAAACUAUGCUGGUGAAAUAUAUGGAGGAGAAAGAUCAACUGAAAGACCAGAAGUUUGCGAUUGCAACGGGGCAGGAUGGAAUGGAUGACCUGGACAUGGAUAUGGUAGAAGAAAAGAUUGAACUUGUGACUAAACGUAUCCGCGAGAUCAAGACCCUAUUAACAGUUCGGGCUCAAAUACCAUCCUCUUCCACACCUCCAGCUCCCUCUCGCCAGUCGUCUUUUCAGCCCCCAGAAACACGGCAAUCUCCCUUCCAAAUGGCCGAUGCCAAGCCUACGUCAUUGGCUGUUAAGGAUUAUCCUACUCCCACCGCUGCCAGUUCAUCUAAAGCCAAGCACACAACCCUGGACAAUUGGAAUGCCAGUCGGUCGAAUGGAGUACCGAGUGAUGAUUCUGAUAUGCCUGUGACUAGUGGCUCUUUACAACUUAAUCGGGAAUAUCCAUCUCCUGCUGUUGCUGGACCAUCGCGGCCCACAUGUAGGCGACCUAGUCCGCCGCAAGAUGUUCCACAGGAUCUUCACGACUUUGAUAUAGCCAUGGCUGAAGAAGAUUUUCACGAUCUCGAAGAAGAGCCCGUUCUCGUUCCUCCAUCUACUCCGCCCGUGGCUCCUUCUCCCCGCGUACCCACCAAAAUGUCUGCACGGCAACCGCAACCCUUAUUAGCCCCUGAAAAUAACAAGCAAUCAAUUUUACAACAUACGGGACAUCUUCCAGAUGAAUUCCAUGAUAUUCCAUUCAACGAAAUUUUUUCUUCACCUACGUCGCCUACGCGCAACCUUCCUAAUCCUCCAAUUCGAGCCGAAUCUUCUCCGCCUAAGCCCAUAGAUCCUCCCCGUGCGUCAGUUCUAGCAGGGCCUUCAAGACAGCCUAUGGAAACGCAUUCCCCAGUCAAAGAAGCCGUCCCAGCGGUACCCCAACAUAGGGUAAUCCCACUCGAAAUAACGCACCGAUGGUCAAAGGAAGUCAACCAAAAGUUAAGACAGGUGUUCAAGCUGCCCAAUUUCAGAAAACAUCAGAAAGAGGCCAUCGACGAGACAAUGGCUGGUAGAGAUGUCUUCGUGCUUAUGCCUACCGGAGGAGGAAAGAGUUUGACUUAUCAACUCCCUGCAAUCUGCUCAUCGGGUAAAACUCGCGGUGUCACUUUUGUGGUUUCCCCCCUUAUUUCACUCAUCAAUGACCAAACAAGGCACUUGAUCUCUCGAGGUAUUCCCGCCAUAGCAUACACCGGCGAUCUUACUCAAAGAGACAAGAAUUUGGCGCAUGAAGAAUUGUCAAAAAGGGAACCUAUCACAAAAGUGGUCUAUGUGACUCCGGAAAUGAUGUCGAUGGGUGGUCAUAUCAAAUCGAUAUUGCGCGGUUUGCUGCAGAGGAAGCAGCUAGCAAGGUUUGUAAUUGAUGAGGCACAUUGCGUGAGUCAGUGGGGUCAUGAUUUUCGAGCCGAUUACCUGCGUCUUGGUGAGCUUCGUCGAGAUUAUCCAGGCGUACCAAUCAUGGCUCUCACUGCUACUGCACAAAAUAAAGUACAAGAGGACAUCAUUCGCUCUCUGCGUAUUGAAGGAUGCGUUUGUUUGCGCCAGUCUUUCAAUCGCCCCAAUCUUCAUUAUGAGGUCCGUCCCAAAACCAGCUCAGUAAUACAAGAGAUUGUGGCCUUUGUUCAUACACAAGAAGCCCGGGCAAGUGGCAUCGUUUACUGCAACUCGAGGGACAACUGCGAAAAUUUGGCGAAGAAACUAAGAGAAGAUCAUGGCCUAAGAGCGUAUCAUUAUCACGCGGGAAUGACAAAGGAGAAUCGGAGAAAGAUGCAGGAAGGUUGGCAGGACCAUAAAUUUGAGAUCAUGGUGGCAACCAUUGCUUUCGGUAUGGGCAUUGACAAACCGGACGUGCGAUACGUUAUCCAUCACCAUCUGCCUAGAUCUCUCGAAGGGUAUUACCAAGAAACUGGUAGAGCUGGGCGUGACGGCAAUCCAUCGACUUGCAUCCUGUAUUACUCGUUCAAAGACGGCAAGAAGAUCCUCGGUCAGAUUGACCAAGAAAAAGAUCUCACGCGCGACCAAAAGGAGCGACAAAAGGCAAGCAUGCAAGAGGUUCUUCGUUACUGUAACAACAAGGUCGAUUGUCGUCGUUCCCAGGUACUCGCAUUUUUCAACGAAACUUUCGAUGCUGCCAACUGCAAUCAAGGAUGUGAUGUCUGCCUUGGCCGGGAUCGGAAUGUCUUCAGGACAGAGGAUGUGACAGACGAUGCGGUAACGGUCAUCAAAAUGGUCCAGGCGUUUAGCAACACCAAAAUUACAAUCCUAAACGCUGCCGAAUGCUUUAGAGGCUUCAAAGGAAAUUCAGGCAAACAGUUAAAUCAAAAUCCGUACUUCGGCGCCGGACAAUCUUGGGACAGGAACGAGGGAGAGAGGCUGAUCCAGACACUUGUCAUCGAAGGGGCUCUGGAAGAAUACUGUGUGGAGUCGAAGGCGGGAUGGACCAAUGCAUACUUAAGAGUGGGCAAAGAGGGCUACAAAUACUUAAAUGGUACUGCUAGACUCAAGAUGGAUUUCCGUGAGGCGUCUCCUCGCAAAUUGACAACGAAACCCAAGCAGUCCGCCAAGCGCCGAUCGGCGAAAUCCAAGGGCCCAGCUACGCUUGAGAAAACAACCAAUUCUAAUCCCAUUGCACGUAAGCGUUCGCUGCAGCAAAUCAUGGCGGAGGAGGCAGAGUUCGAUAAUUCACAUUGGGGUGACACUGAUGAUGAGUACAAUCCCGAAAACGAUGGUGACCCUAUCAUAGCCAGUGGAGAUGAGACAGAAAUGGACGAUGACGUACCGUUGAAGAGAAGAAAGUCAACGGAGGCUAGCAAAGAAAAGACACCAAGAAGUACUAGGUCAAAAGCGAAGGAAGCCACUCAUGAUAAUGAUGGCGAAAGUUCGGUGGAGCAGUGUUUCAAGGCUUUAGAGAAAAUGCGCAAUCAGUCGGUCGCCAAAAAUAAGACUUAUCCAGUCCUGACCGAUGAGUUGCUUCAGAUGGUAGCGGCGCUGAUGCCUGCUAACGAGAAAAGACUUCGGGAGAUCGAGGGAAUGACUCCUCAACUCAUUGAGGCAUACUCUACCAAGAUCUUGGGCAUCUGCAUAAAGUUUCGACCUGCCAAUCAGAACCCAUUGAACACUGCCGCCCAUAAAGAUGCUCUUCGCCCAUCUGCGAUGCCUGCCCCCGUCACGUUACCUCGAACCAACUCUACAACCAUGCAGCGGAUCAAACAAUAUGCGUACGAACCUUCUUCGGCGUCCAAAACCCCCCUCACGUCCUCAGCGGUUCGGAGACCUUCAAGUACAAGUUCCCUUAAACGGCAAACCCUGCUUUUCUCUACGUCAUCAAAUACUGUUGGUAACGGCGACAGCGCGACUCCUACAGCUGCCAAAAGACAUAAUAAUGUUGAUAGUGUCCGCCCGAUGUUGACAGCGAGGGGUGGUAAUGUUGUUAGCAGGAAAGACAAGUUUUGAAGUGGUUUUGCCGUGCGCGGCUAUACUUGCCUUGUAUCAAACUGUAUUGCUGAAUAAUUUAUAUAAUGGAUGAUAACCGCCAUAUUAAUACCACCGAAAUGAGCUGCCCACUUAUUUGUACAUCGUUAUCGGCUUUCCUACCUGAUAUGACGAGAUGGAGGG